Aspergillus aculeatus ATCC 16872 is the source of this 2175-nucleotide messenger RNA. RefSeq lists its product as uncharacterized. The record is from RefSeq and is a predicted model, not a curated record. The transcript has 3 exons. The coding region runs from base 1 to 2175 and encodes 724 amino acids. Lineage: Eukaryota; Fungi; Ascomycota; Eurotiomycetes; Eurotiales; Aspergillaceae.
AUGACCUCGGUCGAGGCUUCCUCGUUGCCCUCCUAUGAGGACCGGGGGGACCGGGCCGGUUCGUCAGCUGGCUUUCGCUAUGACCGUUCAGAGAGCGUAACGAAAUCGCUUUUAUCGCGCGGAAGUCGCAUUCUGCGUCGCCGGGGAAGUAAGUUCCACAUAGUUUCAACGCUGGACGAGGAAGAUGAGGUGGACCGCGACAAGCCCCGGUUUGAAGUUUCCGACCUCUUCAGUCGGCAUCAUAAGCCACGACAGAGUGACGCACAUGAUCAGCUGAAGAGCUUGAUCUCAGACCCGUUCGACUUUCACCAUCUGACCCACACAAGCCCAUCUCAGUUCCAGUCCCUCGAAAAGGCUCGCGAGACUGACUUGGUCACGGAAUUUUCUGCCAUACGUGCCUCACAAAGACCUGUCACCAAUCUCAAGGGCAUCCAAGCUCAAGAUCUGCAUUUUCAGGAUUUUUCCACGGAAGAUCUCAAUCAAUUCGGGGCAGCUAUUGCUGACAACGAUGUCGCUACUGACACAUUACCAGUAAGCCCGCCGGCGUCGCCGGGUGGCUCCUCGUCUAUCAGUCCUAAGCAGCGCGACAUUCGGAGACGACCAGAGUCGCGCGUCUUCGAAAACUUCUCAAGACCUGUUCCCAGGGUUUCCAAAGGGCUAGGGGAAGCAAAUUCUUCGCCGAGGGCUUCUUCACCUAGGCUGGCGUCUUCUCCUGAGUUGCCUGAGCCAGCCCCUCGAGCUAUUGAUGAGAUUUUGGGCUUGUCCAGCCAGCCAACAUACCCUGAGCACGUAUAUUCGCAGGAUGGUGACGAUCUCGAUGAUGAUGAUGUGUAUGGAAAUGCUUCAUGGUCCCAGCUACACGUACAGGAUAUAUUUCCAAUUCACGCCGCCCAUGCGGUUACCACGGAUGCUGGCCACGAGGGUCUCGAUGUGAGGACCUCGUCCAUGUCCCUGAACACCCUGUCCUCUGAUUUGAAAGGGGUUCCAGAAGAAGAGGAAGGUGAUGAUGAAGCAAACUCCUCUCAGGCAACCACGGGGCUCAGCUCGCUUCCAUUGGCCGAGUUCCAAUCAGCUUCCGCAACUGCUCCUGAGCUGUCUGUAUACGUGACUCAGGAUUUAGCAAGGAAAUUGUCUGAGGCACUUGGCUCUCCUACCCUCCCCAAAAACCGACCCACUAAAGCACCAGUGACUGAACGGACAAAUUCGGAAGUUGCCCGGAGGCGGUCCUCGGUCGCCACGCGAACUGUUCCUGAGAACAUCUAUGACUCGUGGGAUGCUGAUAUCGACUAUUGCUAUGAGCAUGCAGCCGAAUCGAAUUCGAACUUCGACUGGACUCGCAAUUCCGUCGAUGAGCCACGAGCGGAUAUGAUGACGGUUGAGGCCGACACUACGGCAGAUGGAGACAAAACCACGGUUUCGUUCAAUCGUCUGAGCGCCACCGCCGUAUCCGCUACGGACCGGGACUCCAUUCCCUCAUUCUCGGAAGUCAGCUCCCGCGUGGCUGUUACUCCUUCCACUGCUGAGUAUGACGCCGGGAUGGCUGUUUCCCAGAGAGACAGUGAUUACUUCCGUCCUGUCAGGUUCGGACCUGCCUUGAGCAAGUCAAUGAACCCAGAGUCCCUGUAUGAGGACUACUUGACAGCAGAUGCGGAGUCGGAUCGUCACUUUUCGUUCUAUGCGCAGCAAGGUGUGAUUCAGCCUAUCGAGCAUUCCAUCUCUCCUCGCAGCAGCUUCUCCCCGAUCAGCAAGUGCAAUUCCCAGGAGAGUCUGAUCUUAUCCCGCGCGGCGUCGAUUGUGCGCAAGCAUCGAUCGUCCGUCUCGACCGCUAGCGUCCCGGACCUAGUGCAUAGUCUGGCGAACAGCCGCGAGCUGAUUCCAACUGAAGUAAUCCCUUCAGGUGAAUACACUGCGGUUGGGAGACCAGACUCGUCUCACCAUAGACAAACCAAGAGCCUUGCACGGGAACUUGAAGCACAGAUGCUGUACCGCGUGGAACCGGAGGCAAGCUUCGAGCAUAUGGAACCGGGUUCUGCCAUCAUUCCUUCCAUCCACGACAGAGCCAAAUCCACGAGCGAGGUCGAAGCGGCACCCUUAGCUGUCGCGGCUGCUUCUAGAGUCGCGCCUCGUCGUAAAGGGAGAGCGUCUUAUUCCCUCUUUCCUGCAGCUGCGAACUGA